This is a messenger RNA of Lingula anatina, 6237 nucleotides long. RefSeq lists its product as uncharacterized. Gene Ontology annotation, molecular function: zinc ion binding; sequence-specific DNA binding; transcription corepressor activity. The record is from RefSeq and is a predicted model, not a curated record. Gene Ontology annotation, biological process: regulation of DNA-templated transcription. Gene Ontology annotation, cellular component: nucleus. Lineage: Eukaryota; Metazoa; Brachiopoda; Lingulata; Lingulida; Lingulidae.
GCGUACGCUCCCACUCGACCCACAUUUCAGCAGCAGGUUGCAUGAGUUCAUUCAUCGAGUGUUCUUUGCGUUUAUCGUUAAUCUGAUACUCAUAAUUCAACAAUAAUGACUUGUGCGGGUAGCUGAGGUUGAAGUUAACAUGGAGAAGUCCAAAGAAAAUUUUCAGGUAGCUUCUGAAAAUCAGGAAAUACGAUGCAGUCUACCGCCCCACAAGACGCCGGAGACAACUCGAAACAAAGAAGCUUCGAAAGAUGUCAAAACUCCACAAAAUACUGGACCAGGUCGUAAAAGAAGGGGACCUAAUUGUUCUGACCCUAUCCCAUGUUUCAAGAAAGAUAACAUAGUUUACAAAAGAGGCGAAUGUGUGUAUGUGGAUACCAACCGCCCAGAACAACCCUUCUCUGUUGGCAUUGUAGAGGACAUAAGAUUGAGCAAACGGUCCACAGUUUUUGUUCAGGUUCGCUGGUAUUAUCGGCAAUGUGAGGUUCCAUACAGUGUGUACCAGCUUUUGGUACAGGACAGGCAUACAGAGAACAAUUCGGGAAAGGAUCUGGUGAUUAAGGACCCUGUGAUUAAGCUGCGAGAGUUGUUCAUAUCGGACAACAGAGAGACCUUCAAGGGUGAGGCCAUCAGAGGGAAGUGCCGAGUUUUACACCACGCAGACAUCUUUGCGGCCAAAGACUUCCACCCUGCACCGGACACCUUCUUCUACGUCCUCGCCUAUAAUCCUGAAAGCAAAAGACUGGCUACAACACAGGGAGAGAUUCGGGUGGGCUCGAGCCACCAGGCUCGGCUCCCCGAAUGCCACCCAGAUGUGAGUCCAGAGGACAUGCCAGAGCGGUGCUCAGACAGAGAGGAGUUGACCUGGGUCGCAGGAGCCAUUGCUGAUGUCGACCUCAUGAUGUUCCUUAGAGCAGCUAGAAGCAUGGCUGCGUUUGCUGGAAUGUGUGAUGGCGGCUCAGCAGAAGACGGUUGCCAGGCAGCAUCCAUGGACGAUACAACUGUCAACGCUCUUAAUAUUCUGCACAACAGUGGGUAUAACACCGGAGGAGCUCUGCAGGCUCUGGUCAAGUGUCCAGUACCCAGAGGAAUUGACAAGAAGUGGACAGAGGAAGACUCUAAACGCUUUGUGAAGGGAUUGAGGCAAUAUGGUAAAAACUUCUUCAGGAUUAGAAAAGAACUGCUGUCGCACAAAGAAACGGGUGACUUAGUUGAGUAUUAUUACUACUGGAAGAAGACGCCCCAAGCUGUGGGAUCUAGACCGCAUAGACGUCACCGGAGACAGAGUGUGCUCAGGAGACAGAAUUCUUCGCGUUCUUCAAGACCUGCUUCUAGUGAAUUUUUUGAUCUCAGUUCAGCAAGUGAAAUCACUGACAACGAUUCUGACGACAGUGAUAGCAGAUCAUUAAGCGGUUAUUGCUGCAGACGCUGUUUCACAACAAGUUCAAAAGAUUGGCAUCAUGCUGGCCGGGACAAGGCAUUGCUCUGUACAGACUGUCGGUUGCAUUUUAAGAAAUACGGUGAGGAUAGACCGUUAGACAAAACCCCAGAGCCUCCGCCAUUUUUGUUCAAACCUGUACGGGAAGAUGAUGACCCCCCUAGAAUGCGAACAAGAAGAAGUAAAGAUCAGAUAAAAGACUUAGUGAAGAAAGAGAGAGCCAGUACCAGUAGCCCAGACAAUGUUGACAGCCCGCUGAACAGUUCUUCUAGUUCACAAAAAACUGGGCGGAACUCUCCGGGAGAGAUGAGCAGUUGUAGUACGAGUAGUGUGGAUAAGGAAAGAAAACCCAAGGUGAAAAGUGAGAAGCGCCGUCAUGACAGUUGUAGUGAUUUAGAUGAAAAGUCUCUGAAAAAGGAGCGGUCUGACAGUCCUUUAGAGUCAUAUACAGAGACCAGCAGUGUGUCUGGCAACGAGGAGAACGGAAACGAGGGAGACGUGGAAAAUAACCAGGAUGACAUAAGCUCCAGUUCUUCCAGUGUUCCCAGUCCAGCUGAUGAUGAUGCAGAUUACAAACCUCCUCCAUAUAUUAAAAAAGAAAAAGCUUCAUCAUCCCCUCUUAGGACCAGAGAGACAUCCAAUUCUCCAGAAAGAACUGAGGAUUUAGACCUUCCGUCUUUGAAACAGGAGGAAAAGUCUAGUAGGUCGAGAUCCAGAUCACGCUCAAGAUCUCGAUCAAAAUCCAAAUCUCCAGAAAGAAUGAAUUUGAUGAAGGACUCUCGAAGAGGAGAUGAUGUUAAUCUAGCGAGGUCAAGGUCACGUUCUAGAUCUGGGUCACAGCCUAGGUCUCAAUUACAGACAUUGCCAUUGGAUAAAUUAACUGAAAAAACAGACAAAUACCUUGACAGGUCAGACAUAAGGGACAAGUCUGUUGAGGAGAAAGACCUAUCAGAAAGACCCUUACAUAAUGAACAAUCAGAGCGAGGGUUAUUACCUGAAAGAACGCUCUAUCCACAACCUUUGGAGAGGAGUUCAUUCUUACCAUUUAAUCCAAGUUUCCCUUAUCAUCAUCCCCAUCACCCAAUGCCAUAUCAUAUCCCUCAUCCACAGUAUCCUAUCAACCCAAUACAGAUGUCUCCUACCAAUCCGUCACAUCCACCACAUCUCCCUGUCACACCCAGCACAAUCCCUGUCACACCUAACACAAUGCCUGUCACACCCAGCACAAUCCCCGUCACACCCAACACAAUCAAUCCUUCCAUUCAGAUAAAGACAGAGAGACUUUCACCCCCUCCACCCGCCUCUAGUCCCCCUGCAGAGAGGCCAAAGUCUAGGUCAAGGUCACGGUCACCUAUAAAGCAGGAACCAGUGGAGAGACCAAGCUCAAGGUCAGUCAAUAUAACAGAGGAAGAGGAAGAAGAGGUGCACUCGGAGCCUGAGGAUAGACCCCCUGAGCCUGAAGCCACUGCUUGCAAUGAGGAAAUACAUAAGAGUAAAUCUGCAAUAUUUUACAAGAUUCUCAGUCGUGGGUGGAAUUCCUGCAGCAGAUGUGACUGGGAAUUUCGUCCUCUUCCUGACUCUGCUUUAGCAAAGAAACGCGAAGGGCGGCAGAAGAAGAGACCCGAAACCCCGCUGCAUGAGGUUAAAGAGGAGAAAAUAGCUAAGUCACCAGAAUUGGCCCCAGAAAAUACCUCUGCAGACGCACAAAUCACAAGCAGCAUCAUGUCCUCUCACGGACAGUAUAGUGAACGGCGCACACCACGCAGUUACUUACCGGAGUCCCUCUAUCCAGGUCACGACACACCUGCAUUGCGACAGCUUAGCGAAUACGCCAGGCCACAUGUCAUGGAUGGUUCUCCCACACUGCCCUCUGUUGGCAGGGAGUAUUAUGGGAUAGACCCAUUUGUAUACUAUGGGAUGUUGUAUGGCAGGCAGUCUCAAAGUGGGGAGGCGCAAGAUCCUGCCAGAGCAGCAUACAAUGCCCCAGGUGUCCAUGCUAGCCUUGAUCCUUUGUACCAUUAUAGACUGGCAGCCAUGUAUCCGCCAGGGUCUAGAGAGAGGCUGGAGCUAGAGUUGGAGAGAGACAAAAGGGAGCGAGACGCCAGAGAGAGAGAACUCAGGGAAAGAGAGCUGCGGGAACUGGAAUUCCGCGAGAAGAUGAAGCAAGAGAUGGAACUAAGUCAAGGAGGUGGUCUGGAAAGGUUUCACUCAGCUGGUCCAAUGGACCCUCACUUUCUGGAGCUGCAGAGACGGUAUGGGAUGCCCCCUGGGCUCACCCCACACCCCCCAGGGGCCCCCACACCUGGUGCCCCACCCCAUAUGGCCUCGCUGUACCCUCCAGGGGGUAUGUCCAGUGAAAUGUUGGCCAGGGAGAGGGAAAGGCUGGAAAGACUGGGAAUCCCUGCCUCUGUUCAAAUUGCCCAUAUUGCUGCUUCCCGUGAGGCGUCCUUUUCCAAUUCAGUGGAAUGCCUAAGUGCUGAGCGCCUGCAUGCGGAGAGGAUGGCUCUUUCCACUGACCCCCUUGUGCGACUACAGAUGUCAGGCGUUGCACCGAGCAACGCCCACACACACACUCACUCGCAUUCACACACGCAUCUACAUCUCCAUCAGCCACAAUUGCAACAACAGCAGGCGGCGGCAGCUGCUGCGGCGGCUGUUGCAGGUCUGCCUCCUCCUCCUCCUCCUCCAGCACCACCAUCAUCAGCAGGGGCUCCACCAACACCAGGGGGAGAAGGCUACGGAUCCAUAGGGGGCAGCACUUCUCAGUACCACCCACUGCUCUUCCCACAUCUUUUACAACCAGGUGCAGAUCCUAUGGGUGCAAUUUCAGGGGGACCUGGUGCCCUGCCUCCAGGAAUUGGGUCUCUCACCCCAGGGUACCCACCCCACCCUUUGCUGGCCCGGGAGGGUGCGGCAUCCAUCCCUCCUGAGGUACUGGCUAGAUACCAGACAGACCCGGUCCUGAUGCAGCAGCUGGCAGCCCAGCAAGAAGCUUUUCAUAGACAACUUGCCUUGGAGAGAGAGAGGAUGCAGGCUGCUGGACACCAUCCUCACUGAGAUGACCACUGACCAUUGGCUGCAAGGGGGAGGGGGGGGGGAGAGAGAGAGAGAGAGAGAGAGAAAAAUGACAUUAAGUCACCAUCAACAUUGGAAAAACCAUUGCAAACUAACCAACUGACUCUGAACAGGGCACUCAAACCACUAUAAUGCCUACAUUGAUAAAGUGGAACAAAUUAUCAGUCUUUGGAAAGUGUAGUGGUACCUAUUUGACUGAUUCAGAAGUGAAUUUCACAUGAAAACUGGCUGAACUGAUGUAUUUAUAUCUCUGACACAUUUAUGCUUACUUCAGAAAUGAACUUACAGAAGGGUCAAAAUAUAAUGGCAUUGGAUAUUGUUUAUAUACCUAUAAGGCAGCAACAUAUUGUUCACACUUCAAUAUUAUUUUGUUUGUUUAGAAAUAUGUGAGGAUUUUUUUUUAGUAGGACAGGUGAAAGGAGGGUCAUGGAGUGACAAAUACACCAUUUUUAAGAUAACAAAAUCAGUUGUCAGACGACUACAAAUCUGCAGGUCGUCACAAACCGAUGUUCAUAUCCAAUGUGAACAUUCAUAUAAUUUUUUGUGAGUGGCAGCUUUGGUCUUUUGGAAACACGGCAUUUGUGCCAUACUUGUAUCUGAAAAUGUUAUAGUUCUAAGGAAGUUAAAUACAGUAGUGGUUUAUGAUAAAAUUUUUGUCCAGUUAUUGUGGUCAUGAUAUGAAAUUGGAAGAAUGGUGGAACUAGUCAGGUACGGCAUGAGAUCGAGGCUAGUCAGCCCUGGGCACAAAACGUUGAAAUCUGGCCUGCAAUUCAUUUGGUUUUGUGUAUUUUCUGCUGCAAGUAAAACAGCUGGAAACUGUUUUUCAUUUAACUGAUAUUUUACUGUGCCCUAAAGGUUCAACGGGGAGACCAUUGGGAAUGGGGAAUCAAUUUUGUUUUGAAAUUUAUAUUUUUCUCUGUAAUUUGUAUCUGAUGUAUUAUAGUAGAUCAUUAUUUUAAAUACGUUGCUUCAAAAGACACCAUGGCUACAUAAAUCUUAAGAUAGUCAGCGCUGUUGCAGUGGAUCAUAAGAAACCUAUUAAUACUAUCAUCUACCUUGUAAAUACUUGUGUGAAAGUUUAUCAUAUUUAUUUUCAUUCUUAAUGUUGUGAAUAUUUAACUUGAUGUAGUAUUCUGGUCGGGCAGUAGCAUCAUGUUUAAUUAUGGAAGGCGUGACGACGCAAUCAUAGAACUAGAUUUGCUUUUAGGUGUGUUCAAACUGACGAAGUGUUCUGAAUGGAAUUUACUGAAGUCUUGAGCAAUUGUGAUAUAACGACCUCGCAGUUGUUAAAAACAGCAAUGGUCACCUUCCAUUCAGUUUAGAAAGGUGGUUUGCUGCUUUGCUGUUAACCUGAUGGCUGGUCUGUUGCUGGUAUAAAAUGUAUUAGAACGGGAUUAACUUUUGAUUAAGUUCAGACAGUGUGACACACAUGUUAAUACUGAAGAUAAAAUUAAAGGGUUUAUUGUAAAAAAGUAGAUGGCGUGUUUGAAUGUAACAUGUAUAAAAUCUAGAUGGCGCUGUGGAUAUUGUGUAAAAAUUAUAGACAUUUUUCAAUGAGAUUUGGUUUACCUAACUGAAGGGUGAUGAAUUUUCUCAUCUUCUUUGGAAUCAAAUCUAACCAGAUAUUAAUAAAAUACAUGAUUGUGAAAAAUGUACUCGUUUGUUGGGAUACAAAUAGUUGCAACAGACGCGGUAAAGCACCCCCAGGACUCCGGUGACAUAAG